UCAUUUUUACCCCUUCUUUCUCCCUUCCCGACGCCUCUCCCCUCUAUUCCCUUGCCCAGCGCUCUCGUUCCAUCCCUCGCGCCCUCUCUCUUCUCUCCGGCAACCCCUCUUUUUCUCUCCUCUGCGUUGCGCACCCCCGCGAGUUAUCCAGCGCCGCAGCCUCCCGUUCGUGGUCUGUCGCCGAGGGGCCGAGAUGUACAACGGAAUAGGGUUACAAACCCCGAGAGGGUCCGGGACCAAUGGAUACAUACAGAGCAACAGGUUCUUAAUCAAGUCAAAGACUGGGAGGAUCGCCGAAACCACCAAGGGAUUUGAGGAAAACCAGGGCACGGCUGGUAUCACCAGGAAGCCAAACAAGGACAUUCUUGAGCAUGAUCGCAAGCGUCAGAUCGAGCUCAAGAUUGUUUUACUCCAGGAUACACUUGUAGAUCAAGGUUACACUGACGCUGAGAUUGCAGAGAAGCUUGAGGAUGCCCGGAAGACUCUGGAAGGCGCCGCAGCCACCUAUCAGGAUGGGCCCACCGCCAUUGAUGUGGCUAGCAAUAAGCUUUCAGAGACACAGACCCACCAAAUUGCUGCUAGAAAAGAGAAGCAGCUGGAAACAUUAAGAGCUGCUUUUGGGAUUUCUGCACCGGAACUCGAUGAACACAAUAUUGAAGGGAAUGAUGAUGCAAGAGAUGGCCGAAAAAAUGUUCCUAGUGACAAUAUCAAGCGUGAACAUGCUUUUCUAGAUAGAGAGUUUAGGUCGAAGAAAAAUAUGGAGGAAGAUCAGAAAGUUGAAAAAGAUGAUAAGAAAAAGGGUGUUAAAGAAUCUGGGCGCCACAAGAAGGAAGAAAGUAAAAGGAGAAGGCAUGAGACUGAUUCUUCUGAUACAGAUAGCAGUGGGAAACAUGCAAAAGGUCUUCAAGCGAACCACCACAGAAGUAAUAGGUGGAGUGAUCAUGAAAGUGAUUCUGACAUUGCUAUUGAUAAGAAGCACAAGCCUUCAAAGAAGCACAAGAAAAGCAGGGUGCAUGACAGUGAUGAUUCGGAUUCUGCCACGCAUUCUGGUGAGAAUGUCGAUGUGCGCAAGACGUCAAAGAAUAAAAAGAAAAGCAGGGUGCGCUACAGUGAUGAUUCUGAUUCUGAUAGGUAUGUUGGCAAGAAGCACAAGACCUCAAAGAAGCACUGGAAGAACAGAAAGCAUGAUAGUGAUGAUUCUGAUUCUGAUUCUGAUUCUGAUUCUGCUACCGAUGAGGAUGGCAAUGGCCAUGAGAGUCCCAAAAAACAGGCCAAGUACAAGAAGUCAAGUAGGAGGCAUGGUUCUGAUGAUGAUUCUGAUUUUGAUGAAGGCUCACCUAAGCGGCGAGGUCAGAAUGGGAAUCAACAAAUACGAACCAGUGGAAGACAUGACUCAGAGGAUGAAGCUGAUGAUACCAAUAAUGAAGUAGAAGAGAAAAGAAUUCAACUGGAGAAAGAGAAUAAUCAGCAUAGUAGAGGCCGAUGGAAAGAGGGAGGAGAGUCUGAUGUGGAAGAUCUAAAAAAAAGCAGCAAUGGUAGACAUGGGAAAAGAAGCAGAAUGAAUGAUGUGGUUGAUGAAAAUGAUUUUGAAAGAGCAAGUAAACAUAAAAGGGAAAUAACAGAUAAAAGUCUGAGAAGUCGGAGGCAUGACUCUGAUGCUGAUGAUGAUUUUGGUACUGGCACAGAUGAACAAAUAAACAAGGGUAGAAUUAGGAGGCACAAUACUGAUGAGGACUAUGGUGUCAGUUAUGAUAGGAGAAAUGCUAAUAUGACUGCAGGGAAACAUAAAACAGUUGAAGAGGCUGCAGUUUCUCUAAUCGAUGACAUUGAUAAUGGUCUGUACAGAUCAAGGAGAGAUACUAUCAAUAGAUCCAGAUACAGGAGUCAAGAAGUCAUGAAGGGGAAGAGGAAUCUUGAUGAUGGAAAAGAAGAUGGGCAGCCUGACUCAAAGUUAUCAAGUCGCAAUUAUGUGAAAGAGGCAGAGCACGCUGGGGAGCAAUGGAAAGACUCUAAAAUCGGGUAUGAAUUGAAUACCAGAGAACACUUGAGCAAGGAUGAUCAUAAGAGGGACACAAGGCUUAGAUCUGUGAGACAGCAUGACAGCGAAACUGUUGAACAGGGUGGCAGAAGUUAUAAAAAGGAUGAUGAACCGCAACGCAUCAGUAGAAAGGAUGACCGGGAGCAUGAGGAGCUUGGGGGAAGGGGAAGACAAAGCAGAUAUGAAGAGGAGCAUAGAGGGAGAAAGCACAGAAGGGAUGAAGAUUAUGAAUAUACAAGGCAUGAGAGGGCUAAUGCAGAGCAGCGAGGUGGAAAUAGAAGGCAGGCAAGGGGAGAGGAAGAAGAGCAAGAAAAUAGAAGUCAUGAGAUGGACAGACGUAUGGAUUACUCCAAGAGAGCAAGAUAUGAUGAUUUGCGAUCAAGCGAGAGAAAAAGGUAUGAUGACAGACGUGAUGAUGACAGAGCCAGGCGCUGAGAAUAAUACUGCCAUUUAUCUUGGAGUUGCAAUGCCGAUGUGCUUUGUCACAUCGAAGGUGCUUAAAGAAGCUGUCGCCAGAGAGAUGCUGAAUCCUACAUGCAGAGGGCUUACGGAGGUUGAAGAUUCUCAACUCCAAUGUACCAGACGAUGGGCUAUGUAGAAGUUUGAAACGUGGUAAUAUAUCAAAACUUGGUACUCUGAUCAUUUCUUACUUUUCCGACCCCCUCGCGUACACUUUGAACAAGUUUGCAAGUAGUGUUCUUUUCAUUGUAAUGAUGUGAAAUGGGAUUUUACUUUAUAAACCUUGUCUUGAUUAUUUACCAGGAAGCUGAUAAGGAUCUUAUCCAGUGUUUUUUUGGUUUUAUGAUUAGAAAUAUCAUGCUUGAUCCUGUUAUAGAA
Messenger RNA from Juglans regia (Persian walnut), 2875 nucleotides. RefSeq names its product protein starmaker-like. The transcript has 4 exons. The coding region runs from base 194 to 2473 and encodes 759 amino acids. The record is from RefSeq and is a predicted model, not a curated record. Lineage: Eukaryota; Viridiplantae; Streptophyta; Magnoliopsida; Fagales; Juglandaceae.